Messenger RNA from Darwinula stevensoni, 831 nucleotides. NCBI's taxonomy places the organism in Eukaryota, Metazoa, Arthropoda, Ostracoda, Podocopida, Darwinulidae. The record is from the annotation of a GenBank genome assembly.
UCUCUUCGUGGGCGAAUUGUCGGCGGAGGUCACGUCCACCCGGACCAUAGGCUCGUGACCCUGUUUGACCAUUACGAGCCUUUCACGACCGACCCGGAAGACGUGACACUCGAAGAGGAGGAGGAGGUUGAUGCCUUCCUCGACGCCGUCGUCGCCACCGACGUCAUGCAAUCUGCACACCGAUUCCUAGCGGAGAAGUUUCGAGUUCCCGAGUCGCCGGAAAAUCUGAAAUCGGCGGAACGAACAGACGGGAAUUUGUCGGCGAAUCGAACGAGGCAAGCCACGUCAAGUCACGCUGUCACCGAUGACCGUCACGAAGCGAUCGAAACGAAACCAACCGAUUCGGGCGGACUGAUCCAGAACGACGAGACCGCCCUCGAGGAACGACUGAAGGAGAUUCCGUUCGACAGAUACCCAAGAGACGAAGACGACACCGCCGGAUCCAGAGGAUUCGAGCACGUCUUCAUGGGGGAACCGAAGCAGAACUCGGUCGUUGGAUUCCACGGAUGGCUCCGGUUCUACCAACAAGAACGAGUCGGCAACGUGAACUAUCACGGACAGAUCGCCAGCUGGAACUUCACCGACAAGGGAAUCCUCCUGGCGAGCUCGUUCGAAUGGGACGGCUACCGGAAGCCCAAGAGCACCUUCUUCAUCGGCGCCAGUCCCGAACUGGAGAUGGCCCUCUUCACGGUCUGCUUCGUCGCACGGCCCGAUUCCCUCUGUCCCGUCAGACUGGUCGGGGAGGUUCUCCGCGUCCAGACGCGUGCGAUCGAGUACCAAGGGGGAAGGCACGUGGCGACUGCGUAUUUUGUGAUCCCAGGCUCGUCGUAA